Eruca vesicaria subsp. sativa (arugula) is the source of this 1726-nucleotide messenger RNA. NCBI's taxonomy places the organism in Eukaryota, Viridiplantae, Streptophyta, Magnoliopsida, Brassicales, Brassicaceae. The record is from the annotation of a GenBank genome assembly.
AUGCAACUGAACGCAUCAAGGAUCAAAGUUCUUCAAGCACUAGACGACAUUAUCAAUGCAAUGAAAGAAGAGGCUGAAAAGCAACUCCUCAAAGUCAGCGAACAUGGCUUCUUCAACCAUCAUCACCAUCAGUAUAAACAUCUCUUCAAACACCUCAUUGUUCAUACUGAAAGAGACGUCGGUGUUACUGCGUUGUUGCAAGAAAAAACUUACCAAAACCAGGAUGGAAAAUUUAGCUAUGGAUAUGCAAGCUCAGCUGGGAAGAGAUCAUCCAUGGAAGACUUCUUCGAGACUAGGAUCGACGGUGUCAAUGGAGAAAUCGUUGGUCUUUUUGGAGUCUUUGAUGGCCAUGGUGGAGCUGCAGCAGCUGAGUACUUGAAGCGUCAUCUUUUCAGCAAUCUUAUCGCUCAUCCUAGCUUCAUUUCUGACACCAAAUCUGCUAUAGCUGAUGCCUAUAACCAUACAGACUCUGAACUUCUCAAGUCAGAGAACAACCACACUACAGACGCUGGUUCCACUGCCUCUACUGCUAUUCUCGUUCGUGAUCGUUUACUUGUUGCUAACGUUGGUGACUCCAGAGCUGUUAUCUGUAGAGCCGGAACUGCCUUUGCUGUGUCAAGAGACCAUAAACCUGACCAAAGCGAUGAGCGUGAACGCAUUGAGAAUGCUGGUGGUUUUGUCAUGUGGGCUGGGACUUGGAGAGUUGGAGGAGUUCUUGCAGUUUCUCGCUCUUUUGGUGAUCGGCUUCUGAAAGAGUAUGUUAUUGCCGACCCAGAGAUUCAGGAAGAGAAGAUUGAUGAUUCUCUUGAGUUUCUGAUCCUUGCCAGCGAUGGACUAUGGGAUGUUUUCUCCAAUGAGGAAGCUGUUGCAGUGGUGAAAGAGGUUGAAGAACCAGAGGAGUCAACCAAGAAACUUGUGGGAGAAGCAAUAAAGAGAGGAAGUUCUGACAAUAUCACAUGUGUAGUUGUUCGUUUUCUGGAGAGCAAGACUGGUAAUACCAAAGCUUCUAACAUGUCCUCAUCAGAUGCCAGCUCAUCCCAGGAAGCAACCAAAGGUGAAACCGCAGUUAAUAGUGACACAGAACACAAGAUAUCAGCCAAUGAAACCAAUCAAGACCAAACCGCAGAUAAAAAUGACUCAGAUACAAAAUCUCAGCCAAAGAAACCAAUCAAGACCAGACCGCUGAACACAGGGACCUGAACCGUAAUGCUGAAAAUGAAAGCCUGAAGCAAAAGCAAGUUGCGGUUACAGAAGCAGGAAGCAGCGUUUCUUCUGAACAGAGUUGCUCAGCCGGUGAAAAGAAUCAAGUUCUAAGCGUAAUUCACAGCGACUCAGAGCCUAAGAGCUCCUCCAAGAAACCUGCUCAAGGGCACAUCACAGUGCACAACAAUAUGGACCGGAGUGUUACUGAUCAGACACCGGUCGCAGGUGGCCAAAAGGAGACUGCAGCAACCCACACCACUUCCUCAGAACAUAGCGGAUCACUAGGUGAAAAGAAUCAAAAGCCAACCGCAGUUCACAGCAACUCCACCACAUGCAAUGCAAGUGGCGAUCACUCUUAUCACUAAACUAAAAUGUCUCGAGAUUUUGUAUCGACUAACUUCUCUGAUGGAAGUAAGUUUCUUUCUUUUCCUGUCUUUUUUUCCCUUUUGGAGGUUCAAAUUUGAAUUAUGUAAUUUUUCUUCUGCCUUGUGCAAAACUUGUAAAUCGUAUAAAUUUGUUACAA